AUUCCGAGAGAACCUCAGAUCAGAGUUCAGAGGGUAAAAUACUAAAACAUGACAUGUAUUGUAUUUUUCAUCCUUAAUAGAACUUAAAACCUCAGGCCUAAUGCCUGUCAUGGGACAGACAUGCUUAUAAGCUGUAAUCAAACCCCUUUUGUACUGUCCCAGUUCCCAUGAUUUCCUCUUGUUCUUUUGAAUAUUUUCAGUUUUCACUUGGAAAUUAAGAAGAAACUAAAAUAGGAAAUCAGGAAGCAAAUGAACGCUACGGUUUGGGGGGUUUAAUGAUUUUUCCUUGUCAGGAAAAUUCACCUUAUCUCUCAUAAACACUAAACAAUAGCUGUACCUCCUAAUAUAAUAAUGUGACAUAAAUCCCCUCUUCUCUUCAGUUCCAACUCCCUUUUCUUCUCCCCAUUACCAUUACCAUUUUCUUCGUCUCUCUGUUAGGAAUGGCCAGCUCAAGGUUGGUUUCUCUUUCUCAUGUGUUUUUUCAUAGCAGCGAUGCAAUGUGUCUGCUCCGUUUUGCUCAGCUAAAUGUGUAUUUAUGGGUGCACUGUGUAGUAGAAAAGUAGGAAUGUCCAAGUGGAAAGAAGGGCAAAGGAGGAGCCCGCGGAUAUCUGCAUUGGAUGCUUGCAAGGCCCAGCAAUCGAGGCGCGUGGGUGGUACUGCCUUGGCUUCACUGGCACAGGCAAUGAGUUUACAAGUACAACAGUCCCUCCCUCAGGGACCAGCCUCCCGGACUAGGGCCAGGAAAAUAAGAAAACUCAGACCACUAGAGGAUGUGUCUGCUACUUCCCUUUCACCCUUUGCUCAGCAGGGCAGCGACCAACAAAGCCAUGAAGACCAUCCAAUUGGUAGUGAUCGACCAACUUCCCAGGUUGACAAUAGCCCGAAAUAUGAUGAUAAAGCAGCCUCCACUGAUCAACUAUCGAGUGUGCCACCAUCUACCAAAUGGAUGCCAGAGAAACGAAUACUGGAGCUUAUUCUUGACAUAUUACAGAGGAGGGACAUCUAUGAAAUAUUUGCUGAACCUGUUGACCCGAAAGAGGUUGAGGAUUAUUAUGAAAUCAUUAGAGAGCCUAUGGACUUUGGCACCAUGAGAGCUAAACUUCAUGAAGGGAUGUACAUGAGUCUUCAACAAUUUGAGCAUGAUGUAAAUUUAAUUCCCAGAAAUGCAAUGCAUUUUAAUUCCUCAACAACUAUAUACUUCAGACAGGCUCGAGCUAUUCACGAACUAGCAAUAAAGGUCUUUCAUUCUCUUAAAACUGCCCCAGAGAAUUUUGAGUUGGAAUUUUCAGAGACAAAACGAAGAACUAGUAGAAGGUUCAUGAGUGAAGCUACGGCUCCAACAAAUAGCUCAAGUUCUAAGCUUCCAACAAAUUUAAGACCCAAUAGCAAGACCAAUAUAUCAUCAAAAAGUAUGCCAUGUUUUCUUCGUAAUUCUUCAAACCUCAGGAAAAGUAUUAGAGGAAUUCGUCAACACUCUGAUGCUGCUGCUGAUUUUAAUGCAAGAGAUCAUGAAAUGAACUCUGGUGCUAAAAGUGGUAGGAGAAAUAGCUUUGCUGAAGUAGAUAGACGUUGUACGUAUACACCCUCGAUGUCUCUCCUCACUGAAAAUGGUUCAAUUGUUUGCACAGUUUAUAGUGACUCAAAACAACUAAUUCCUGUAAAUCAGCAGGAUAUUGGUUACAGAGAAAGCUUAAUGCUCUUUGUUAAAGAUUUAGGACCAACAGCCCAAAUGAUUGCCAAGAGGAAGUUGAUUGGAUGUUCAGUGAAUGCUUCUAAUUGUUGGACUCCAGGAUCAAAACAUUUGUUUCAGCAACCCGAAUGUCAAAAUCCUAAUGCAUUUCGUUCCACCCAAAGGGGACUUCCCAUUCUGGAUUCUGCAUUUACUGCAGAAUCUGAAAAUUUAUUUGACCAUCUUCAUAUGGGUCCAAAUAUCUCAGGAAAGAACAAUUAUAAAGUGGAUACAUCUUAUGCUGGUGCAGGAGAAAAAGCUUAUGCCAGGAACCAAAUGCUUAUCCCUAAUGCUUCAAUGGAAGUGGCAUCAAGCAGUGAUGAAAGGAAAAUACCAGUUGCCUUCGGAGGGGAUGCUCACUCCAGUAAUGCUGUGGAUGUUUUUGGCCUUUUUGGUUGUGACAGGUUACAUCAGGAUUGGUGCUGUGAGAUUCAGUUGGACUCCUAUCCUUCCAGUGUUGGGGCCAGAGAGUUGAACCUCUCAGCUGCUGGAAUUGAGAACUCAGGCAAAAGUUCCACACCAAUUAUAAUGGUCAAAAACAAUUGCUAUAGUGAGGCACCACGGUUGGAGUCAUCAUUAGCUCAAUCUCAGGCAAAUAUAUCGGAUUUGAGGCCGAGAAACAAUUAUAAUUUAUCACCUUCAAGACCCCAACACACUAUGUGGAGUUCAAUUUGUGGUGAAACGAAUGGUUCUGGACACAAUAAAAAGUCAACUGUUCUGAGAAGUGGUGGGCAACACAUAACUGCAAAAGAUGACGUUGAAGACAGUGGUUCUGUAGUAGCAGUAGGCCAAGAGUUGAAAGCAAGCCAACGACUGGGUUCUCGGUUCAUAUUUGAUUUGCCAUUUCUGAAGAAGCAGCUUGAUCAGAUUAAUCUGUUGGGAAAGGAUAAAAUUUUCCAGCAAGGUUCUGGUACAGAAGAUCUGUUUCUGGACAAAGCAAAUUGGAGGAGGCACUUGGCUCGUAGCCAUCACAAGGAGCUUCGGACUGAAACAUACAAUGAUAGUUACAAACAGUUCUCAUUGGAUGCUGAGCAUGGAAAUCUGGCUCCCCAGUUGUGAGAAUUUUAGAUGGUGCGUGUAAAAAAAGAUGAAAAAGGAAGAAUCAUCUUUAAACUAUUCAGUUUGGCUUCAUUUAAGUUAAGUGAUCUAAGAUUAGUAUUGUUUAUGAGCACAGAUGGUUGAUUGCUGAGAUGCAGGUAGGUGCAAUAUUUCUCCAACUGAUAGAAAAGAGGUUUUGCUUUGGAAUGUUAUUAGAGCCUUAGAGAUGAUACAUAUAUAUAGGGAGGGAGAGAAUUAAUAUUUGAUUUAAUUGUACAGAUUCAGCGUAGACUUGUUUUAUGUAUUAAUUUCUGUUUUGGUGCUUGUCUAUGGAAAUGCAUCAGCCAUGGACAAGAAGUUGUAAAAAUUAUGAUUAAAUGAAGUCUGAAACUUUUAAUCUAAAAUUGAAGCUUGGGUGAAAAGAGUGGCUGUCGUUUACCAAAGCCAUACGUACAAUGCAUCUGCUUUCGUUUGGUAUUUAAAGAGAAUCACGUCGUCAUGGCUAUCUCAAUUUAAAUAGUCAAAAGGGAAAGAAAAUGGGACCCAACCUACAACAUUAGGGAGUUGUCGGACCCCAGAAGAAGAAAGCAACAUUUAGGUGGGAUUUGCCGUGAAGCUUGAGAGACUCGAAGGUGAUUAUACCAUUGUGUUUGUUUGAGAAACUUGCCUUCUCUUUACGUUCUAUUAUGUCUAAUAAUAUGUCUUUUUAUCCAACUCAA
Messenger RNA from Durio zibethinus, 3486 nucleotides. RefSeq lists its product as uncharacterized. Lineage: Eukaryota; Viridiplantae; Streptophyta; Magnoliopsida; Malvales; Malvaceae. The record is from RefSeq and is a predicted model, not a curated record. Gene Ontology annotation, molecular function: protein binding.